Molecule: messenger RNA, 2460 nt
Organism: Lachancea nothofagi CBS 11611
Lineage: Eukaryota; Fungi; Ascomycota; Saccharomycetes; Saccharomycetales; Saccharomycetaceae
Source: the annotation of a GenBank genome assembly
AUGCGGAGAGCAUGCUCUCGAUGCAGAAAACACAAGAUCAAAUGCGCACAUAAUGGCCAGCCACCUUGUAGCUACUGCUCUCAACGAAACUUGGAUGAUGAAUGUGAACUGAGCUUUCCGGAAUACAAGAAACCAGAGAAAAGUUAUGAGCAAAGCAAAAACGAGUUCAAGGUUUCAAAGCCUAAUCUGACGAAUGAGAUUCCUGUCCCUUUAGCUUUCACUACAGAAGUACGACCUUCAAUGAAAACGUUGUGUGAACCAAUUCAUAUCGCGCAGCCAGAGACACAGGCGGCUCUGAGUAGUUCUACGAUUUUUGACAUCGUUCCUCUCAUACCUGCAUACGUGAUCCGCGAUGCGAUAUUGAGGAUGUGCGGAUCAUUUCCAGAACUUACCUUCUUUCACUUGCCAACAGCUCUUGAAAGACCCGAUAGCUUGCAUCCGGUUCUCGUUGGUGCAAUCCUAUCUCAUACCUCAUUCUUCGACCCCUACAAGGAUUCAAAUGGGAGAUUAUCUUCCGAUCAAUGGCUUGGAGUCUCUUGCUAUCAAGUAACUCACUGCGUUUAUGAAAAUUUGACGUUACAGACUGUAUUUAACAACUACCAAUUCUUGCUUGAACCAAGUAUCGAUGUUGCUCGCGCUCUCUUAAUACUCUGUGUGGUGAAGUGGGGACAUAAUGAGUAUUACGCUGCUUGGAUGCUGCAUGGUUGUGGAGCACGUAUGGUUCAAUCUUUAAAUUUUGACGAAUCAUUUAAUUCGAGGUCCAAACAAUAUCCACUACUCAGGAAAAUCAAAGCGAGAGCCUAUUGGUGUGCAUUUGUACUUGAUAAGAUCAUUUGUACUGGCCAGAAUAAAUGUUUCGCAUUAUCAGAGUUUAGCGACAUACCACUGCCAGUAGAUGACAAUGAGUUUUCUUUCCCGGCAUUUGACUACCGGCAACAAGAAAAACUUAAAUACAAAGUGGGCUUCAACCUGACCUUGAAUAACUUUUUGGAACAAUGCCGCGAUAAUCCAGACUUGGUUCGGGAACUCCCAUUCACCGUUUAUGUUUACCUGUGGUCUCUAUGGGGCAAGCUCAAUAGACGAACCAUGAGGCCGGACAGAGAAAGUUUAGAGCUAGAAUGCCCAUGGGACUCAACAACAGAAGCUUAUAAAUUCCUCAGGGAAAUCGAUGAAUUAUGGUCAUUAUUACCAAACGAGUGGAAAUGGUCCAAGGACAAAUACCUGAGAUAUGAUCCUCCUAUUGUGCGAGAUAAUUUAAUGAUCACGAUGAACUGCUUGUAUCAUAUCUCCAUUGCAUUCUUCAAUCGUGAGUUUUUGCCUUUUUUACCUUACGAUGUGGAACGACCCGUCGGUCCCCCAGACACCAAUUUUCCUUCGCGUCCUAACAAUGAUUAUUGGAUUGAGUCUGCGAGAAGCUGCUUCAGAUCUGCCAGAGAUUUGUCUUUGCUCUUGGGCACACUGUUGAAAGAAGAAACCGACAGGCCGGUUGGGGCUCCUUUCCGUAACUCCGUAUUGGUGAGCCCAUUCUAUUCUUUUGUAGCAUUUACAUGUGGCGUUGUUACAACUUAUGGGGCAAACUUUCACUGGAUGGACCCCGACAACGCUUUGUACAAGGAAGAUUCGGAUAAUCCAGCAAACUUACGCAAUUGCUACAACGUCACAGUCAAAAUAUUGAAAGCCAAAGAGGAUGAUUUUAUGGCAACCAAAAAUUGGUUGGGAGCGGUUCUCAAAAUAGACGAGAUCAAUAGGUUCGUGGCCCAGAAUCGUGAAAAAGCGAAACAUUUGGAUGGGGAUCGGAAGAGGUCAAAAGACUUAAAGCGUUCCCUAAUCGAGCCGAACGUGGAUGCGAAACAUAUAGAAAAAAUGUUCCCAAUACUACCGCCGCCUCGUCCUAGUAGACAGCACUCUGUCGAGCACAUGUACCCUUCGCCUACGGCUGACUCAUACUACACUAAAGUGGGGCUCUUUCCGCAUCAAAAAGAUGGAGAGGGAAGAGCGCUGUACCAUUCGAACCUACAGCCGCGGUUCAUAUCUCCCGCAAUUCGAGCACACUCGUCACAAUACGGCUUUCCGACAAACGCUUUGGACUUAUCAUAUUCAAGACCUUCGUCGAGCGUCCUACCUCCUGCAACGGCAUGUGCACCGUCUCCAAACUUUUUUCCGACCCAACAACCACAAAUACCAGGGUUGGGUGGACUUACUGAACAUCCUAACGUUCCCUCCCCAUUCCCUCAUAAAACUCCUGUGAAUCCAGCACAAGGCAGCGCAUUUCUGAAAUCUUUUACCCACUUCCCGUAUGGCAAUCAUCAUCAUUCAUGCCAGCGCUCACGAAAGGGCACGCAUGUAUCUGAGACAAUGCACACGACUCCUAAUGAGAUCCGCGUCGAGCUGGAUACCGACAAGCUAAAUCUGUUUUUCAAUGACCACGAGCUAGAUCUUUUGCAACAAUUCAAAGGAUAG